This is a messenger RNA of Arabidopsis lyrata subsp. lyrata, 1299 nucleotides long. RefSeq lists its product as uncharacterized. Bases 1 to 1299 code for a protein of 432 amino acids. The record is from RefSeq and is a predicted model, not a curated record. The transcript is spliced from 5 exons. NCBI's taxonomy places the organism in Eukaryota, Viridiplantae, Streptophyta, Magnoliopsida, Brassicales, Brassicaceae.
AUGGCUGCCCCUGCGCUUUAUCUUCUCUUCUUCCUUUCCAUCAUAACCCUCUCGCUAGCAAGCGUAAACAUAGACUGUGGAACAUCCGCAUCUGGAAUAGACAACAACAACAUAAGAUGGGUCGGAGACACAGACCUCAUCACAACCGGAAAGUCCUCUACUGUUCUUAACAACGAAUUAGAGAAAUCCCUUUCCACACUCCGAUACUUUCCAUCUGGCAAAUCCAACUGCUACUCCAAGAUUCCCCUCACAAAAGGUGGCAAAGUUCUAAUAAGAACGGUAUUUUAUUACGGGAAUUACGACCGGAAGUCCUCAUUUCCAACUUUCGAUGUGUUGUUUGACGGGAAACACCUAGGCACCGCAUCGAUAUUGUCGUCGUUUGAUCCUUACCUUUUGGAGGUGAUAUUUUCUCCGGCCAGCAGCGAGACUAGCGUUUGUUUUUUACGUACGUCUUCUUCGAACCCUUUUGUAUCCUCCAUUGAAAUUGUAGAAUUGGAUUCAGGCAUGUACAACGAGCUUGGUCCUGGUGAAGGUUUGUUUUACCAACAACGAAUUGCGUAUGGUGCUACCAUAGGUCUAAGAUCGGAUCUUCACGGUAGGUUCUGGUUUCCAUCGGGGUCACAUGCUUUGUACAGAGAAAGGAGGUCUAGGGCCACAUUGAUAGACACAUCGGGUGCUUCCAACCAGCCGCCUGAGAUCGUCCUUCGAAAAUCUUGGUCUGGUGAUGGCUUAGUGCUAGGGGACCCCACUCUUCCUUCUGGAGGAGUGCCAGUUUACUUGGCAAUGUAUUUCUCUGAGCCUAUUGACACAUUGAGCUCAAGAUCAUUCAACAUAUUUUUAGAUGGUAAGCAAGUGAAUGAAAGUCCAAUUGAGCCCGUGUUUGGAGAAACAAUACAAGUGGUCGUGAAAAAUGUAGUAGCCAACUCCACCACCGAAUUAGAGUUUCGCUCAACCGCUAGUUCGUUUUACCCACCCCUGAUUAAUGCCGUGGAGCUUUAUGUGAUAAGUACGGGUACAAGCGUAGGUGGAGGAGGAGGAGGUGGGUUCAUAGAAGAAAAGAAUAGUAAAUUGCCAAUUAUACUUGGUGUGGUAGCUGCGGUGGCGCUUCUUCUUAUCGCAUUCGUGGUCAUCAUUAUUAUCUUAGCAAAUCGUCACAAAGCGAGGAUGAAAGCCUUGGCGAUGCCUACAUCCACAGUGGCUAAUAUGGAGACCGGAUCGUCGCCUCAAUCCGAAGAACAGAUGGGUCACAACUUGAACCAGCCUGCAAAUGAAGCGGGCCAGGAGAGAUCGACGACCUGA